AUGGUCUAUCAAGAAGAUAACAUAAAUCCAGGAGGACGUAGCAGGUUGUGGAAUCAAGCAGAAGCAAAAGAUGUAUUUGAGGAAAAUAAGGGAACUGAAAAAGUUGAAGUGCUAAAUCUUCCUUAUAUUAGAAAAAAGUCGUCUUCUUGCUUCACACGGAAAACAUUCGAGAAACUAUCUAAUCUUAGGUAUCUCCGUGUAGAGGGCGCAGCAUUUGUUGGGGAUUUUGAGCAUUGUCUGUCAGGGUUAAGAUGGCUUUGUUGGAAAGAUUGCCCUUACCGUUUUGAAGCAACCAAUUUUCAUAUGAAGAAUUUAGUCAUUCUUGAAUUAUCAUAUAGUUCCGGCACACCAAAUGACUGGAAUAAUUGGAGUCAAAUCAUGAUGUCAAAAAAAUUGAAAGUUUUAAAUCUCUCAAAUUGUGGGUUGAUGAGAAGGACUCCCAACUUUUCAACCUAUACAACUUUAGAGGUAUUGAAUCUUGAAAACUGUGAAAGAUUGGACGAAAUUGAUCCAUCCAUUGGUACUAUGAAGAAUCUGAAAGUGCUCAAUCUUAAAUAUACAGUGAUAAGGAGCUUGCCAGAUGGAAUAUGGGAGUUAGAGAAACUGGAAGUUCUGGAUGCCUCAUUUUGUCAUAAUUUGGAGGGUAAAAUUCCUAGCUGUAUUGGGAGAUUAUCAUAUUUGAGAGAAUUGAGUCUUAAUGAAACCAAAAUUCAAAGCCUACCAACAAACAUUUGCGACCUCCUUUGCCUCCAAACCCUCAACUUAGAAAAAUGCGAUGCUCUCCGAGAACUGCCAGACCCGCCCUCAAGUUUAAAAAUUCUGAAUGUCGUCACUUCGCUCAGGGACAGAAACUUUAGUGUUAUCCCUAAUAAUCUUGCAAAUCUAGUUAAUCUACAGGAACUGCGGUUUUCUUGGCGCAUUAGAACCCUACCCAAAGAGCUUGACGCCCUUUCUCAGCUCAAGAUCCUCACUAUACGAGCAUGUACAGAUCUUCAAUGUAUAUUGGGUUUACCUCCCAAGCUGGUUGAAUUACAUAUUGGGUAUUGUGAGUUAUUAGAAAACUUGCCGGAUCUGUCAAAUUUGAAAUUUUUGUUGAAAUUGAAGUUUGAGAGAUGCUGUGCGCUGCGAGAGAUUCAAGGGUUUGGAAAACUACAAUCAUUGACUAGUUUGACAAUAAAUGGGUGUUGGAAGCUAACACAGAUUCAAGGACUUGGAAAUCUAGAAUCGCUAUCAAGCUUAAAUAUAUCCGAGUGCCAUGAAGUAACUGAACUUAAUCUGCUUGAAUGUUCGGCAUCUGUAGCGGUGACAGUGUCCAACUUAAAAAAGUUAAAAAGCUUUGAAGUUAUUAGUUGCUGGAAUCUCAACAAGAUCCAAGGUCUAGAUAGGUUGGUAUCAUUGGAAUAUUUGAAUGUAGGGUAUUGCGGAUCCAUAGUAGGAUUACCCAAUCUGUCAAACUUUAAAAUGUUGAGACUUGGAUAUUAG
Cornus florida is the source of this 1482-nucleotide messenger RNA. RefSeq names its product disease resistance protein RUN1-like. Lineage: Eukaryota; Viridiplantae; Streptophyta; Magnoliopsida; Cornales; Cornaceae. Bases 1 to 1482 code for a protein of 493 amino acids. Gene Ontology annotation, molecular function: protein binding. The transcript has 3 exons. The record is from RefSeq and is a predicted model, not a curated record.